Molecule: messenger RNA, 5376 nt
Organism: Coturnix japonica (Japanese quail)
Lineage: Eukaryota; Metazoa; Chordata; Aves; Galliformes; Phasianidae
Product: gap junction beta-5 protein-like
Biological process (GO): cell-cell signaling
Cellular component (GO): connexin complex
Molecular function (GO): gap junction channel activity
Source: RefSeq, a predicted model, not a curated record
AAAGUCAGCUCAGCUCAGCAGGGAUUCGGGAGUUGAUUUGGGGGAGUAUAGGAGAGGAGAUGUUGUCCCUUUGAUUGCUCAGUGCGGGAGGAGGCUGACAGGUGAUGGGAAGCAGUUGGAAGAGGAAAGAGCCUGACUGCUCCCAGCUGUUGGAAGCAGCGAUGCCAGCACACAGGGCUCAUGCACAGGGCUGUACCUGCUGCCCUUGCCCCACACACACAGAGGUUUGUGCAGGCACUGCUGCAGGAUGGUGGCCCCCAACCACCCCCAGACUCUGGACUGGAAGCAGGGCUGCAAGCAGAUGUGUGAGCAUCGAGCCCAUGGAUGAGAUCUGCAGUGGCCCCUCCAGUGCAGGAGCUGCAGUACACUUGGAGAAGAGAGAUCCAGGGUAACAUUCCAAAUGAAGAGCCUUUGGAAACUAACAGAGCCCCCAGACAGCAGCAUUUACACAGGUGGGGGGCAGCAAUCCAGCAGGGUAUAACAUGCAGCUCUUUGGAGAAUGAAUAAUGCCAGGAACAGGUCCUGUGUUAGCUCAGCAUCAAAGCAUGCAGCACAGCUCCCCAGACAGCUGCAUCGUCACAAGGUUGGUGCAAGGGCUGGAGGUGAGCUGCCAUCCCUGCCCAGGCACAGACAUUUUCUGCUCCGUCAUCCUGAGUUUUCUGCUCUGCUUUGCCAGAUUGUUCCAGGGAAGCUGUCAGCACAGCACGGCGCGUUCUUCCAAUGCCAUCUAGUGUCUGCACAGGCAGUCCCUGAGCUCUGCACUAUGGCACCAGCUCUGAUUUAUUGCAGAAUGCUCUCUGAGGGCCAACAGGCUGCUCCGGCUGGUUAUUAAUGGUAGUACCUGCAGCCUGGGUAACUAACUGGUCAGUACACGGGUUAGGCUUGAUUAUUUUUUCUAUCACUUCCAUUUUGCCAUACAAGCCCACCCUGGCAGGAUGGAUUGUGAGGAUGCAAUGACACGUCCGGGGUGAUUAAAAUCUUUCAGCUUUCAGCCACUUGUCUGGGAGCCCCAACAUCACCUGAGGCUUAAUCACUCAGAAAACUGCUGUCAUGUCCUAUUGUCACUGUAUUGGGAGCACGACCUCUUUCCCAUUUAGCUGCCAUUUCAAAAUAAUAUGACUUGCCAGGGGACAGGCAUGACUCAGGAGGCUGGUAAUAGGAUAUAAAGACUUUGACCUGUAGGUCAUCCAUCUGAACGCUGCCAAGGUCAGCAGCAAGGGCAGAGAUGUUACUGGCAUGAUGAUUAUUUUGCCAGAGGACCCAACACAGAAAUAACUCGGCGCCGUUGUGGAAAGCAACAGGGUCUGAAGGCUGGGUUAGAAUUAUAGCAUCAUUAAGGUUAAAGAAGAUCACUAAGAUCAUUGUGUCCAACCGCUGACCCAACCUCACCAUGCCUGCUGCACUAUCUCCCUCAGUGCUACGUAUUGAUCCCAUUUGGAGAGCAUCCUGGGCCCAGAGUUCUUCUCCAUUUGGGAUUUGGGAUCUGAUGGCUGUUCAUGGUCCUAUUCUUCCCUCACCAUCAUUGUGCCCUCCUCUCCACUCAUUGCUAUCAGCUGCUGUGAUUCAGGUCAGCACUGACCUCUUUUGCAUCCUUGGUCACCAGCAACCAUGCGGAUUUAUCUCCUCAGUAGCACAACAUCCCAUCCAGUCGGUUUGAUUCCACAAUUAAUUAAGCUCUCUCUAGAAAUGAGGUUACUCCCUCCAGCCACACUUAUAAAUAUUAGCAGAUGAAUGGGAACUGGCCACAUUGGAUGGCCUCUACCAGGCUGUGCCCAGGCGUUUGCCAUUGCAGAAACAGGGCUGCAGUACAGCUGCAAAAUGCUGCUCAUUGAACCCCUGCACCUUCAUGCUGCAUCCCCUCCUCAUUAGUGCAGUGCCCUCACCCCACUGCUGCUCCAGGAGGUGCUUUAAUUGCUGUUGGCCUCAUUAGCAGUGCCCCCUUCUCACCAUCCUUCCUUUAGUUGCAGACUCCCUCCUUCCCCAGCUCUAAGCAGAACAGAACCUGUUACAUGGGGUGAAGAGCCCAGGUGCCCCAUCCCUUCCUGCAGAGCUGGGGUUGCUUUGGUGCUUCCCAUGCACUGAGAGGGGUGGGAGCAUCCCAGCACAGGGCUGGGCACAGGGCACACUGCUGCUCACGUUACCUGCAACAGCUCUGGAUGCUGGUGUGACUUUCCCAGGAGUUCAGCCAACAGUCGGCCUGCUCGGUGUGUUUGGUUUGCUCUAAUCUGUUUGGUUUUCUAAUUGUCUGCAAACAAAGUGCCUUCUUCUUUGCAUAGCAAACAUGUUGGGUAGAGGCAGCACUGCUGCAUGGGGUCAUGCCUGAUCUCUGCUCCCAGGACCUGGGUUUCCAAAGCAGAAUACAGCCCCUGUUCCCCAUCACUGCUCCCCUCCUGCUGGCUGCUGGGGAGCAGGGAACGCCACGAACUCUGAGCCUGAUGCCAUGCACAGCAGCUCCAUCACUGCUCCCAGAGCUCUUUUGCUGUAUUUAUCCAGCAUCAAUAAUGGGAUUCUGCCCUACUAAACAGCAUCUGCAUGCAACAUCACUGAAAGCAGGAGUGAUUCCUGCUGCGUUAGUGCAUAAAAGCCUUUGCAAUCAUCUUGUGCUAUGGACCUGAAGAAGGGUUUUAAAUAUAAGGCUCUUUAAUAAGAUGAAAAUAUCCUCUCCUUCCCAGCAUUCUGCCAUGGUUUGAGCAGGAGGAACACUCUGGUUUUGUCGGGGAUGCUCCUUUGCUGUGGGUUCCCCAGCAGCCCCAAUGCAGCAGCCCCUCCUCACCACUCCAGCUUGACUUUACUAAAUACAAAAUAGAAUAACAAAGAAUCAAGCUUUUCAGGCAGAAAACCCAGGCAGCAAAAGGACGACACCGAGGAGCCCCACAAAGCUGCAUAGGGCUGGAGAAGAGCUGUGUGUGCAGCAGGGAAAUGGGCACAGCCCCAUUCACUCACCUCCCUGCAGAGCUCACUCUGCAGUGUGAUUCAUGUCAGGAGCUUGGCGAGUGACUCUGAGAUGAAUGACGCUAUAUAAAUGCAAAGCAUUAUUAAUAUUUCACGUUGUAGUGAAAGUGGACUAAUGGGGCUUUUUCCUGCAAGACGGAGUGCUGCCAUUAACACACCUCUGUGUGCUGACCCGCCUGGGUGAGCUGCUCCCCAUGGGCAGGAUGCAGCCUCUGGCACCUCUGUGCCUCUGCAAGUCUGAACUGCUUGGUCAAUGGAAGUGGGAAGAGGCAGCAGGGAGCACACAUAGCCCCAAUGUACCCAUAAAAGGAUGACUUGGGCCCCACAGUGCCAAGCUGUGAGAACCCAUUUGGAGUGCCUCCAUCACUAAAGGGGAACCUGGAAACCCCCCUCCCAUCCCAGCUGUCACUCUGACGAUUUAAAACAGAAAAGGGCUUGUUUGAUUUCAAACUGCAGAACUCUUCCCUGGAGCCAUCAGCAAACAGUGGUAAUUUACUUUACAGCUGUUUAGAUUUGUUUCUCUACAUUUCUUUUUCUUUUUUUUUUUACCCCCAGUGGAAUUGCAAAUGAAACAUCUAUUUGCUCUUCAAAUGGUGUCAGCCCUACCUGUGCUUUGGCACUGCAUGCAGCACCCAGGCAGCCCCUGCACUGCUGUGGGAUGGGGUUCCCAUCUAGGGAGGACUUUGGGGCAGUCCCUGAGAGUCCAAGCAAGAGAAGGUGUGGGACAGCAAUAGAAACCACAUGGUGGAACAGCAGCACCCACUCUACUGGGACACCCCAUUGUACCCAAGACAGCCAGGCACCCUGAGCACAUCCCUGCAGUGGUACAACCCUUCCUGCAGUGCAGGCAGAGUGUGACCCAAUACAAGGAUCUGCCUCAAAGCCAACCCCUGCCCCCUGGGAAUCUCCUCCUCGCUCCCAGGAGCCUUGUGAUGACUCACACCACGCACACCCUGUGAUGAGCUCCAACCCAGCGAGCACCGACCCGGCCUCUGCGGGACGUCCCCAGAGCAGCUAACAGGACCAGGAGACCAUGAACUGGUCGGUGUUCGAGGGGCUGCUCAGUGGGGUCAAUAAGUAUUCCACAGCCUUCGGCCGCAUUUGGCUCUCCCUCGUCUUCAUCUUCCGCCUUCUGGUCUACGUGGUGGCAGCUGAGCGCGUCUGGAGCGAUGACCACAAAGACUUUGAUUGCAACACUCGGCAGCCAGGUUGCACCAACGUCUGCUACGACCACUUCUUCCCCGUCUCCCACAUCCGCCUGUGGGCUCUGCAGCUCAUCCUGGUCACCUGUCCCUCUCUGCUGGUCAUCAUGCACGUGGCUUACCGUGAGGCCAAGGCACAGCAGCACCGCGCUGCAAGGGGGGAAAGCUACCGCUCCCGCUUCCCCAACCCCGGCAAGAAGAGAGGUGGGCUGUGGUGGACGUACCUGUUCAGCCUCAUCGUCAAGGCUGGCGUGGACAUGGUUUUCCUCUACAUCUUCUACCGCUUCUACAGGAACUACACCCUACCCCGCUUGGUGAAAUGCCAGCUGCCCCCCUGCCCCAAUGUCGUGGACUGCUUCAUCUCCCGGCCCACUGAGAAGACUAUAUUCACCCUCUUCAUGGUGGUCACCACCUGCAUCUGCAUCGUGCUCAGCGUGGUGGAGGCUGCCUACCUGAUCGGCAAGCGGUGUCGGGAGCGCCUGCAGGCCAGCACUGGGGAGAGCCACCAGGACAGCCAUGACUGUGCCGAGCCUGCAAGCACAGCGGGACAGGUGUUCCAUGGGGUGGGAUUCAAAGACCCCACAGCCUCCAUCCCCAGUGCUUCCAUCCCUACAACCUCUAUCCCUGUAGCCUCCGUCCCUGCAGCCUCCAUCCCUACAACCUCCAUCCCCACCACACUGCCUGAGCAGGAGAAGACUCCUUCCUAGGGCUGCUGGAGCACUGUGGCUACCAAGAUCCUACUCCAGAUAGGACCAUCCCAAGUCCUCAUCUUGUGAGCACUGGGGUGGCUCAACUAUGGAGAUGGGGCUCAGCCUCUCCCCUCCUCAUGGCAAGGCAGUUUGCAUCGUUCUGGUGGAUUUAGGGUAAGAGCAGGUGCUGCAAGAUGAGCCUGUGGGUAGCACAAGGCAAGGGGCAAACAGCUCUGUGCCAUGCAUUGAGCCUGCCUCAGCUCAGUGCCUCGGUGGGUUCCGAGUGUAUCUUUGCAGCGAAUAAAUAUUUCUGUCUCUAAGUGAUGUUCUCCUGCUUUUGGGGCAGAAAACUGCAGGGGAGAUCUCAUGCCAAGAGGGGCACGAGGGCUCUGCUAACCCUGGAAAGGCACCGAGCAGCUCUGGAGCUGGUUGUGAGUGAUGCUACUCUUAAUACAGCCACAAAGCACGAGGGUGAGGAGCCUGCUAUGGGCUGGAGAAAAACACCCGAGCAAAGCAGCCAAAUAAAGGAGAGG